This is a messenger RNA of Ornithodoros turicata, 1085 nucleotides long. RefSeq names its product ubiquitin domain-containing protein UBFD1-like. The transcript is spliced from 10 exons. Gene Ontology annotation, molecular function: RNA binding; cadherin binding. The record is from RefSeq and is a predicted model, not a curated record. NCBI's taxonomy places the organism in Eukaryota, Metazoa, Arthropoda, Arachnida, Ixodida, Argasidae. Bases 55 to 963 code for a protein of 302 amino acids.
AUACGUAUGUAAAUAUUAUUUCCCGUAAGCGCUGGCCUAUAAUUGUCAUGAAAGAUGGCUUCUGAAAACAACGAUACAUCUGGUAUGGAAGAAAAUAUCGCUCACAACGCACCGAGUUCUGUAGAAGACGACGUCAACAAACUUGAAGACAAGGGUAGCGGGGAAUCUGAACCAAAAAUCGCAAAGACUGCAUGUGAUGAGGAAACUCGAAACGGUUCUCUGCUCAACAACACACAAGUACAUCAGGGAGACAGUAAAAGUUCAAAUAGCAUAGACGAUCAACAGCCCUCUCAACCUGUGCCACUGACAGUCAUCUUCAACAAGAAAAAAUAUGAUCUCAGCAUCGCAUUGUCAGAAAAAGUGUCCACGUUCAAGCAAGAAAUUCAGAAACUUACAGGUGUCCCACCAGUGAUGCAAAAACUUAUAUACAAAGGGGCCCCCAAAGUUGAAGACAGCAAGACGCUACAAGAGGUCAACAUCACCAAAGGAACAAAAGUUAUGGUAGUCGGCUCAACGUUGGACGAUGUGCUCAACCUCGAGGUACCCACACCGGAGGAACUCAAAGAAACAACGAAACAGCCUGCAAAAGAGCCCAUAUGCAGGCAAAAGAUUCAUCAGAAGAUUUUAGACAAAGGGGUACCUGAAGACGCAAUCCCAGGCAUACGUAACAUUAAGGACGCACUACCGGUGAUGCCGCUCUCGGGCAUGGUGAACAGGUCAGGAGGGAAAGUCCGUCUCACCUUCAAACUUGAGCUUGACCAGAUUUGGAUCGGCACCAAAGAUCGGACAGAGAAGGUAAACAUGAGUACCAUCAAGAACAUCAUUAGCGAACCCAUUGAAGGCCACGAAGAGUAUCACAUCAUGGCUCUGCAGCUCGGCACAACAGAAGCGUCUCGUUACUGGAUCUACUGGGUUCCUGCGCAAUACGUGGAUGCCAUCAAGGAAACUGUACUAGGGAAAUAGGGGGGGGGCACAAAUUAAGUUAAAACUGGGAGGAGAGUGGAUUAUUUUUGCAGUUUUACACCGAUGAUGUCUGCUUGUGCAUAUGCUGAAUGGAGAAGAAGUAAAAGUGUGGUGAGAAGUCA